Xenia sp. Carnegie-2017 is the source of this 3244-nucleotide messenger RNA. Its product is annotated as transient receptor potential cation channel subfamily V member 3-like. Lineage: Eukaryota; Metazoa; Cnidaria; Anthozoa; Malacalcyonacea; Xeniidae. Gene Ontology annotation, cellular component: membrane. The transcript has 8 exons. Gene Ontology annotation, molecular function: protein binding; calcium channel activity. The coding region runs from base 161 to 2416 and encodes 751 amino acids. The record is from RefSeq and is a predicted model, not a curated record. Gene Ontology annotation, biological process: calcium ion import across plasma membrane.
AUGAAUUUCUAAUAAGAUUAUUUAGUUGAGACAAUUGUCAUUUAAGCGAUGCAGAAUUGUAAUCACUUUGAAAUUUAUCUCAUUUAACAAAGAAACGUUGAAAAAGCCCAAAAUUUCGCUGAAUACCAAAUUAUCUUGAAAGUGAAUUAUAACAUCAAACAUGGCAAAUUCAGACAAUGAAGGAGGAAAGAGGCGUAGUAAAAUCGGCAAGGUGAAAGCUUUUGAGGAAAUGCUUCUGAAGGAUGUGCCAGAUGGUGCCAUGAAAGCAAACGAGCCUUUGCAAGGAAUGUUAGAAGGUCAUGUAGAUAGUUCUUUGGCUUUAACUUCUACUCAACCACAAAUUGUGCGUAACGCCGCUCUACUGCAUUAUCUUUCUACACUGGCGUCGUCGCGUGCGAUGGGCGAUACAUUUGAUUUUCAAUUUGUUAAGUCUUUAUUGGAUUCUGGGGCUGACGUUAAUACAACAGAUGUAAAUGGACAAACCAUUUUACAUGAAGUAGCCAGAUCAUGGCAAACAGAUGUUGCUGUGUUUCUUUUUCAGAAUGGUGCGCGUAUUGAUAUUCAAGAUAGUUUUGGCCGAGCCCCUCUUCAUGUUGCUGCUGCUGUGGACUAUCCAGAAAUGGUCGAGUUUCUUAUCAACAACAAUGCGAACAUAAAUAUUGCCACUUUCAAUGAACUGCAGACGCCAAUACACUACGCUGCAAAAAAUGGAGCUUGUCGAUCGCUGAAAAUGCUUUUAGCCUAUGAUGCAGACAUUAUUUCAAAAGACUCAAAAAACAGAACUCCACUACAGCUUGCAGCCGAAAUGAAUCGAACGAAGGCAGCCAAACUGCUCUUAGAGGAAGGUGCGCCGGCAGGCGUAUACGACAGUACAGGCAAUUCAGCUUUAUCACUGUUGAUCGAAAAAGCUCCACAGGUUGCAAUGGAGGCACUUGGACAACUGCACUCCAUCGAUCACAUCAGCAGACGAGAAUAUUUUUUUCUCGACCAUUUGGAAGGUGCUAGAUUGAAUGACACUUCAUCACCGGCUCUUACGCCGCUGGAAGUGGCGACUAAAAGCAAUCGCCUCGACAUAAUAAUGCAUCCUGUCAUUCGUCGUCUUAUUUCUGUAAAAUGGCGUGUAUUUGGUAAGCUCGGUGGAAUUGGUGCUCUUCUUCUCAACUUGCUCUACGCUACAUUGUGGACAGUCUUGGCGGUCACAAUUCCUACCAAGGAUAAAGACGCUUAUUUACCUCUGCCUGAGAAAGUAUGGCGUUGGAUUAUUGCCGUUCUUAUUGCAGUAUUGACAAUAUAUGAGAUUGUGCAGCAAGUUUCAGGGACCUUAAAAGUUCAAAAAGAAAAUUCUGAAUGGCGUCAAUGGCGGGUGGACGAUCUCAGCCGUGAUCUUCAAUACUGCCAUCCACGUUGGCCUCAAGAAAGAACUUACCUGGAGGCUGAGAUCAAGGCGGUGGAGAAUCCUCCGAUUCUGGCAAGCUCUGAUUACUGGUUCUACUACGAUUGGGUUGCUUUAACGCUUAUUCUUGCAACUAUCUCAUCUCAGUUGGCAUUUAUUAUCAUUAAAAGCGACUCUUCGUAUCGUGUUUACGCCCGUUUUGCAUGCGCACUGCUUCUUAUUCUUUGGAUUCGUAUCAUGAAGUCAGCGAGACCGUUUGAAGGACCUGGUGCUUUUGUUGCCAUAUUUGGUCAUAUCAUAAUGGACAUCUUAAAGUGGGCACUGCUCUUUUUGCUAAUCUUCAUUCCGUAUGCAGCCUCUUUUUGGAUCACUUUCGGAAGUGACGCAACAGGAGGCAAAGUGAAUGGAUACAACAAGCUUGAUGAGAUGUUGUUUAACAUGUUCUCUAUGGUUGUUGUCAUGGAUUAUGGUUACGAAGAUUUAGAACGCUCUGAUGAGCACAUGGCACGUUUCUUGUGCGGAACGUUCAUUAUUAUCAUGGCCAUAGUACUUGUCAAUGUCUUGAUUGCAAUGCUUUCGGACACCUUUACCAGAGUAUAUGGAAACGCCGUUGCCAAUUCAAUAAUGCAGCGCGCCAAGACGAUUAUUACACUUGAGCGCUCCUUGAGCAACAAGAGAAGAAGACGCUAUUACGAUUAUAUUCGGAAUACUUGCAGUCCCGAGGUGGUCACGAUUCAGCCCGAUGUAAAUAGCAGUGAUAUAAAUGAUCGCAAAUCCGUGGAAGAGAUGCGCGAUGACGUAAAGGAAAUGGUAGAUCUUGUGCAAAACCGUUUCGGUCGCAGAUAUGGCAAAGAAAAAAUGUCAGACUUGGACGCAGUAAAACAAGAUGUGGCACAUCUGUGGAAGAAUCACGAAAGGAAUGCUGCGGCUGUAAAAGAAAUCAGAGCUACUUUAGAGAAAAUGCUUGGGCUUGCGAACAAUCAAGAUGAUCAAUCAGGCUUUGGUGGCAGCAGUUUUGCUUGAUGCAAAUUCGAGAGUCAAUGUUUUACUAUUCCAAUGCCUGAACAUUUCGUUGACAGCUCUCGUCAAAAAUACAGUUUUGAAUUUUGUGCAUGAGGCACGAGCUUUGCGAACCAGUUCUGGCAUGGGAAUUUAGAAUAAUAAGUUGUAAAGAUUUAUUUUUUAUAUACAUAAGUCCUGUGGGACUUACCUUUCAUAAAAGCAAGCAUGGCAAGCAAAUCCAAAAUUAGCGGUAAACCGGAAAAAAUUAACGAGUUGUGUUUUUUUGCAACGUCUAAGCAACUCAACUGUGCAUGUUGGUAGAUCACGUGGCAUUUCUUAAAUGGGUAAACGUACGAAAUUAUCAUUGAUAUUAAAUUUCCACCGACAGAAUUCUUAAUGAUUGCGUUAAAAAUUCAUUAGAAAUCUUAGAAAUUAUCAUUUUACCUUUUAGCUACUUUGGCUUGCUUUUUCCAAAAUAGUUUGAUCGUCAUAUUUGGUGAAAGCUAUAACUUCUUCUCCAAAAGAUUUCUAUCAUAGUCUUGUAAUUUGUACGCAAUCAACUGCUGAACUUUUGACCUUUCUUAUUAAAUGCUGCAGGAACUGUCAGUUGCAGUCGGUUCAAGCAAACUCCUCGAUCAAAAGCUUGGUGAAAGCAUCGAGUUGCUGCAAAUGAUAAGAGAUGGAUAUGGAAACUUAUAAAAUGAACAAUUUUUUACUUAUUUUUUACGUAUACUUUAUACACUUGUAUGCUGUUUUACCAAUAUAUUUUGAAUGAUGUAACUAUGACCAAAUACCAAUAUAAUUAUUGAAACGACUAAAUCAAAAUAAAAAAAGAUCUCCUGUCAAUAA